AUGGGUAAAGGUGAUAUGGAUGUUAGUGAUGAUGAAAUAAAUGGAGAUAGUUCGACGGAUAAUGAAGGAGAAUAUGAUGAUAAUGAAGAAGUAGAUGAUGAAAGUCAUCAGCAAGAUGAUGAUGAACAAAGCGAAGAUGAGAUGCUUCUUGAAACCAGUUAUCAAGAAGAACAAGCAAUGGAGCAGCUAUCUGCUGUUUUUAAAUUAUUAAAGAUAAAUCCAGUCCAUGAUAAAUUAAAUACUCGCUCGAUUCGUUCUAAAAUUGAUGAAGUUUAUACAUAUCUUCAUGGUUUAUGUGAUAUACUCGAAGGAAAAUCCGCACAAGCAAACAAUCCAAAUCCACAUGGACUUCUUGUUCAAGAAUCCAAUGAUCUUCUGACGGGUUUAAAAGAUUUAUUCAAUGAAAGUGAUGUUUCAGAACAAAUUCGUCUCUUAACCAUUGCACCAAAGGAGUGGGGUCACGAAAAAGUUCGUAAAUGGUUUGGAUCAACUCAACAUCAAGCUCGUCAAUCACUUAUACUUUGGCAGAACGAAGGUGUUCUUGCUUUUCCUCAGUAUUUCAAAGGCAACACAUCAAUUUCUAACGAUACGAUUACUAGUAUAAUCAACUUCUAUCGCGAAGAUGGUGUUAGCCGUGUUUCAUCAAACUCAAAAGAUACUAUUCAAAUUAAUCACAAUACAGUACCUAUUCGUUAUAUGGAGAUGAGUGUUUUAGAUGCUUUUCGUAUAUUUGAUGAACGUUUUCCUGGUUUAGUCGGUCGUACAACAUUUUAUUCAUCACGACCUCGCGAUGUAAAGAUUCUGGCACCGCAUGAUACAUGUAUGUGCAUCAUACAUGAAAACAUGAAUCUUUCGAUCAAGGUACAUUUUUGUGUACUCAAAAAGUGAGUACACUACUAAAAUCGGUCAGUGUGUCCGGCCGUCCGUUUAUUCGAUAACUUUUGAAAGGAGAGUCAGAUCGCGAUGAAAUUUUCUACACAGAUCAGUCUUGACAAUAUCUCGUUUGAGUUCGAAGAUGAGAAGGAUCCGUCAAGAAAUGACUGAGUUAUCGAAAAAAUUGUGAUUUUUGACCAGACCAUCCCUGAGGGGGGGUACGGGGAUUUUUCGAAAAAAAUUUUUUGCUCAUAAUUAUUCACAAAAUACAUAAAUCGACUCAGCUUUUAACGCUGAUUCUGAAUCUGAUAUUAGUUUUGAACCGAAUCAUAGUUUUGUCUACUCAAAAAGUGAGUACACUAUAGAAUAGUCAGUGUGUCCGUCCGUCCGGUUGGCUGUUUACAUGAUAACUUUUGACAGCAGAGUCAGAUUGCGAUGAAACUUUCUACACAGCUUAGUAUUGACAAUAUCUCCGUCGAGUUCGAAGAUGAGAAGGAUCGGCCGAGUCGUUCCUGAGUUAUUUCAAAAAUACCCAUUUUUCUCUAUAGCUUUCUGUGGAAAAAUCGACACAUCGCCGCUUUCGUAAAAGACUUUUCCUAUCAUAGUCAAAUAAAACCCCAAUUAUUAUAUACCAUUCGAUAGAGAAUUUCAAGAGCUACAAAAUCAUAUAUAAAGCAUAGAGAAACAAGAAGGUUGACUCACCUAUGACAAGGAUAAUUAAAGAGAACUAGGUUAUAUUUUGGUCCACGAUUUAAUUGAUCCACAAAUCGAGCUCUAGCUUCCGAUCACACUGAUGAUACUUCGAGGUUUUCAGAUAUGGAGAACUCGAAUGUGUACUGCACUUCCAUCGAAAUACUAUUAGUUGUGCAGUGACCAAUAGAAAUGAAGUUAUAGGAAAAACGACUUUCUUAGGGUAAAUCAAGGGAAAGAGUUCAAACUUGAGCUGUAUUUGGCCCAUGUCCUAUUGGUUUGGCAACGCGCAAUAGAAAUCAACAUUAUAAAUGGUAGAUUUCACAGUAUAAUUUUGAUAUUCAGACAGUCUAGGAUGAUUGAUUUAUAUGAUUCACUUUUUGAAGUACACAUAACUCUCGGAUUUAAAUCCGAAGUUUCCGCAUUUAUUUUAUUUGCCACAUUGGAGUGAUAUGUGCAAAUAGAAGUUUCUUACUGUUCUAACGAACGAGCAACUAUCUGUAUAGUUGUUAGUCUCAGCAGAGAGUGUGCACAGGUGAAGUAAACACUAUUCUAUUUCGUCUUCUACGUGCUAUUAGAUGGUGAGAGAAAGAUGGGGGUCUAAACAAACCAGCCUCUCUUCUUAUGAAGAGACCAUAGCCCAUCAGGCUAGUCAUCAGCGACCGACACGGGUUAGGUCAGAGCUCGGGUUGGAUCAGCCAAUGGAAAACUUGUGAAGUUUAAAGUUCUUGUUUUUUUGAAGUUAGAUACAUUAGUUGCUUGUGUUUUUUUUUCGCAUUUCAUUUCCUUUUGAUGAGUAGUAUGCGCGGGAGUUCGACGGCAGAACAC
Messenger RNA from Rotaria sp. Silwood1, 2391 nucleotides. Lineage: Eukaryota; Metazoa; Rotifera; Eurotatoria; Philodinida; Philodinidae. The record is from the annotation of a GenBank genome assembly.